Messenger RNA from Fusarium oxysporum Fo47, 2656 nucleotides. RefSeq names its product beta-glucosidase. The transcript is spliced from 6 exons. The record is from RefSeq and is a predicted model, not a curated record. Gene Ontology annotation, biological process: glucan catabolic process. Lineage: Eukaryota; Fungi; Ascomycota; Sordariomycetes; Hypocreales; Nectriaceae. Gene Ontology annotation, molecular function: beta-glucosidase activity. The coding region runs from base 43 to 2625 and encodes 860 amino acids.
GAAGAACUCCCGAGCCCUUGAGACUGAAUAUUCACUAUCACCAUGGCCAAUACAGGAAUGGACCGGUCAUUCUUGACCGCGUCCGUAGAAGACCUAGUCGAUCACAUGUCGCUGGCAGAAAAGGUGUCUCUGAUCGCGGGUGAGGAUUGGUGGAGGUCUGUUGCCUUGCCUAGACUCAACAUUCCUUCUGUGAAAGUUACAGACGGACCCAAUGGGGCACGAGGACAGUCAUUUUUCAAGAUGACGCCGGCCGUCGUUCUUCCCAAUGCCACCGCCAUGGCUGCCACCUUUUCCUCAACUCUUCCGACUGAGGCAGCCCGGUUGCUCGCCGCCGAGACCAAGGCCCGCAGCUCUGUCUGCCUGUUGGCGCCUACUAUCAAUAUUUGUCGAAGUCCCCUAGGAGGCAGAUCAUUUGAGUCUUUCAGCGAAGACCCUACCCUUAGCGGUAUCAUCGCCGCAGAGUACAUCAAGGGUCUCCAGAGCCAUGGGAUCAGUGCUGCCAUCAAACACUUCCUUGCCAACGACCAGGAACACGAACGAAUGGGCCAAGAUUCCAUAAUUGCCCCUAGAGCGCUCCGCGAAAUCUAUUUACGGCCUUUUCAGAUUGCACAAGCUCGCGCCGCUCCUUGGUCCUACAUGACUUCGUACAACAAGCUUAACGGCACACAUUGCGCCGAGCAUGACUGGCUCUUGAAAGACCUUCUCCGGGGAGAAUGGGGUUUCGAGGGACUGGUCAUGUCUGAUUGGAUGGGCACGUACUCUGUUGCCGAAGCUAUCAACGCCGGACUCGACUUGGAGAUGCCUGGCAAGCCGCGUUGGCGUCAGCUACAGCUAGUGCGUCACUCGAUCAAUGCCCACAAGAUCCUGCCCGAAACACUCAAUGAGCGAGUUGUAACCCUCUUGAGGUGGGUUCAGAAACUUUCUGCGUUGAACCCCGAUAUCGUCUAUGGCCGUGACGAUUCCAUUGAAUGGACGCGCAAGGAGAACCAGGAGGAGGAUGCCGCUCUAGUACGGCGCAUCGCCAGCGAAGGCAUUGUGCUUCUCAAGAAUGAGACCUCAACGCUCCCCAUUGUGCGCGGAAAAGUAGCCGUAAUUGGCCCCAACGCAAAGAAUGGUGUCAUUACUGGUGGUGGUAGCGCAAGGCUUCGACCAGCCUGGCGUGUCACACCAUGGCAAGGCCUAGUAGACAAUAAGCCUGAUGACAUCGAGUUAUCGUAUACGCUGGGCUGCAAGGGCUCGAAAUUCUUGCCUGUUUUUGGCGAGGAGUUUACUAGCAUGGACGGUGUCACCCCAGGCUUUAACAUGCUGCACUACGCCAUCGUCGAUGGCAAACAGGCAAGCCAGCCUGCUGUCUCCGAAGUUUGGAACAACUCAGACAUAAUGCUGGCCGACUUCAAGCAUCCAGAUCUCGGCGACGACUACUUCACCGAAAUUCAAGCUUUAUUCAUGGCACCAACCACUGGUGACUGGCAGUUCGAAGUGAGUGUUACUGGGCAGGCUUGGGUCUAUCUGGACGAUGAGCUUGUAGCCGAUCUGUCUCAAGAACAGAAGAGAACAUCUUCCUUCUUUGGAAAUGGCGGCAAUGGCACAAUCAUCACAGUGGCAGUUGUUAAAGACAAGGUUUACAAGUUCCGACUGCUGCACGAUUCUAGGAAACCUCCCUUGGCGCCAGGACAGGACAGUCAACCGCUCCAACUCAUCGGCAUGAAGCUCGGCUCUUUCCCUGUCAUUGAUGAAGAUAAGGCAAUCAACGAGGCAGUCGAACUGGCCAAGGCUUCGGAUGUCGCUGUCCUGGUUGUUGGAUUGGAUCAAGACUGGGAGUCGGAAAGUUACGACAGGCCCAACUUGUCUCUGCCUCUCCGCCUAAACGACCUCGUUCGUCGCGUGGCAGUCGAGGCCCCAGACACCAAGAAGGUUGUUAUCCUGCAGACUGGUUCCGCUGUAUCGAUGCCUUGGCUAGAAAACGUCGAUUCCGUCAUAUGGCCCUGGUAUGGCGGAAACGAGGCUGGCAAUGCUAUCGCCGAUGUUGUUUACGGCAAGGUAAACCCUUCUGGUAGAUUGCCUAUCACACUGCCUAAGCGAGAGCUUGACAUUGCCGCCAACCUCAACUUCAAGUCAGCCAGAACCAAGACAUAUUAUGAGGAAGGUAUCUGGGUUGGCUACCGUCACUUCAAUGCUCGUGGCAUUGAGCCCAUGUAUCCUUUCGGUCAUGGUCUAUCAUAUACAUCUUUCGAGUAUUCUGACCUCAUUGUUUCCCCUUCCACGUCGGCUUCUCCGGAUGAGUGGAAGAUCAGCGUUUCAGCAAAGGUGACCAACACUGGCUCCGUUCCGGGUGCCCACUCUGUUCACUUCUACACCACCCCUCCGCCUGCGACCUCAAAUUCCCUGACUCACCCAGAAGUUACGCUGCAAGGUUUCAACAAGACCGCUGUGCUUUUACCUGGAGGAUCCGAAACUGUGACUGUCGAGAUGGACAAGUAUGCCAUCUCCCACUGGGAUGAGCUGACUUCAGUAUGGCGAGCUGAGCCGGGCGAAUGGCACGUUCAGAUUGGGACGAAUGCACAAACUAUGUGUGCAAAGGAAAGGUUUACAGUGCCCCGAAACUUUAAGUGGAUAGGAAUCUAGUAGAGUGUAAAAGAAUUUAGCUUUAUAAAAC